Corticium candelabrum is the source of this 659-nucleotide messenger RNA. RefSeq lists its product as uncharacterized. The transcript is spliced from 5 exons. The coding region runs from base 42 to 413 and encodes 123 amino acids. Lineage: Eukaryota; Metazoa; Porifera; Homoscleromorpha; Homosclerophorida; Plakinidae. The record is from RefSeq and is a predicted model, not a curated record.
UCAUUCCGUCGAAGUCUUUGAGCUGCCUAGUUGUCUCGGAUAUGACGCUCUCCGUACGUAACUGGCCUUGUCCUUUGGUUUUCUUCACGCUCAUCUUCAUCUCAACUGUUGGCUACAACCAGUGUUGUGGAACACUACACGAAAACAAUACGGACCAGAUGUGGACUAACACUGCUCUGGCUAACACUACAAGAGUUCGAUUGUCAAGCAGCAUGUGGAACAAAUCCAAUUUGCAAAAGCAACGUGGAGAUGUCCAGAAUAAAAUGCAUGCGUGGAGCGAGUGGAAUGGCAACGACAACAGCUUCAAAAAUUAUACGAUGUGGAUGAAAACAAGAAAAGCUGGACAUGGCAAACUGUCAGGCAAGCCAAUUCCUGAAUUUCAACCAGGCAGCGAAGCAACCCUGUGGAAGUGACUGCGAAGCAACCCUGUGGAAGUGAUUGCGAGAAUAACCGAAGAGUUACCGACAUAUCAUCAUGAUCGAUGCAUUGACUUUAAACGACAAAUUGUUUUAGAAAUUUUAGCUUGUAAAUUUGCAGACUUAGAAUUUCUGCAGAACAUGACGCCAUCUAUUGUCAUGGUACGUAGAAAUGUGAUUGAGCGCAGUUAGAGUAUGUAUGCAUGAUUUUCAAAACUGAUCCAAUAACAACAUUUGAAUGAG